AUGGCUGAAACAGUCACUACAUCUUAUCCAACGUCAGCGUCACCCGGGGGUGUUCCACAAGAUCAAUCCUAUGGUCAUCAGCAGUACACUUAUCAAGCACAAGCUCACAGUCCUGGAGGAGCUGGAGCAUCCUAUGGACAAAUAAACGGAUAUAACCAAGGGUAUCAACAAGGUGUAGGUGGAGAUCAACAACAACAAGAAGUUGAAUAUACAAAUCAAAAUAUUGUGAAUGGUGGUGGUGGUGGACAAGAAUACAGUCAGUAUGGACAAUAUGCAACGAGAAGUGGGGUAGAAGGCCAACAAUAUGGAGGUUAUAUUGAUGGUGCAUCAGGAUCAACUGAACAAAAUCCAGGUGCUCUAAUACAACAAUUCGGCGGUGGUGGUGGCGGUGGUGGUCAACUCGUACAAGGACCGCAUGGUUCAUAUAAAAUUAAUUUCGAUCCAAAUCCUCAAAUUAUUCGUAAACAUGCAAACGAUGCUGUAACAUACAAACAAGAAGUUGCUGUUCGAUACCUUCGUCCUCCGACGCCUCCUCCACCGGGGCCAUUGAUCAUUAAAGAAGUUCGUAAUCCUGCCUUACCAGCAGCUCCUCCAAUCGUUAUUCGUCAACGGCCACCUCGACCAGCAACACCACCACCAUUGAUUAUUAGAGAACGACCUCCACAGCCACCGGCACAACUUGGACCAAAAUUGAUAACAAAGCCUGUACCACCACCGCCUCCCCCACCUCGUCGAGUUAUUAUUGAGCGCAUGCCGCCAUUACCUCCAAAACCACAAAGUAUUAUCGUCGAACGCUGGUUACCAUAUAAACAACAAAAACGACGUGUUAUUUAUCAGAAAGCACCGCCUGUUCCUCCACCUGCUCCACAAAAGAAUUUAAUAAUACAAUGGGAAGGCACACAAGCACGCGUAGUAAAAGAAUUUCGAAACCUCGGCAUCAUUAAAGCAGAUCCAAAUGCAUAUGUUCAACAAUAUGGUUCACAGCUGAGACCUACACAAGGUCUGCCGGAUUUCGUUAAAGUAUUACCGACACCUAAUCUUGGACCAGAAUAUAAUGGACUUGGCGGUCCUGAUACGAUCAAUCCCGCCUUACUCGCUAAUGGUGGGCCACCAAAUUUUGGCGGUCAAAAUGGAUAUGAUGUUAUUGGUGGUGGACAAGGUUUGUUAGCAAGUGCAUCAGGUGUUUCGUUAUCAGGCGGCGCUCAAAAUGGUUAUGCAGUUGACGGUGCUCAAUUUGCAGGGUACGGUGAUCCACGAGCAGGCGUUAUAGAGGGAUCAAAUAUCGGUGGUUUUGGAAAUGUUGGCACAUCAGGCUAUAGUUAUCAACAAGCGGGUUACUCUACAGGAAGCACCCAGGAAGGACAAGGACAACAAUUUGGAGUUGAUCCACAACAAGGUGGUAACUCGUACGAACAAACACAAGGAUAUCAAAAUGUUCAGUAUCAAACAAUGCCAGUUGGAGGUCACGUACUUCAGGAAGCAGAAUUGUCUAUCGGUUUUCUUCGCCGAAAGAUAUUUGACUUCAAUCGUUUUGACAAAAUAAAAAUGAAAGAAAAGAAACGAACUCAUAGUGAAAAUAAAAGUGAUACGGAAGCAAUGGAUACAAGUACUAAUACUAGCAUUUUGAAAGAAACUGAUAAAGAAGAAAAUGGUCGAUCAUAUGAAGAUAAAUUUCAAUUUAUGAAUCCGAUAGCAAAUCCGGUAGCUUCUAAAAAAAUAGCAAAAAAAUUGUUUAAAUGUAUUAAACAAGCAUCAAAACAUAAAAAUUAUUUACGUCUAGGAUUACGAGAAACACAAAAAUAUAUUCGACGUGGUGAAAAAGGAUUAGUUGUUUUAGCUGGAAAUGUUACACCAAUUGAUAUUUAUUCUCAUAUGCCUGUUGUGUGUGAAGAAGCAAAUAUACCCUAUGUUUAUGUACCAUCUAAAGAAGAUUUGGGCAGUGCUGUUAGUGCUAAUAGAACAGCAUGUUUACUAUUAAUACGUACACAUGAAGAUUAUAAAGAUUUAUUCGAUGAAUGUGUAGAAAAAAUUAAAACACUAUCAUAA
Molecule: messenger RNA, 2046 nt
Organism: Didymodactylos carnosus
Lineage: Eukaryota; Metazoa; Rotifera; Eurotatoria; Philodinida; Philodinidae
Source: the annotation of a GenBank genome assembly